AUGACUUGGCUAUGGCCACCUGGGCUGCAGAACAGCCUCCCUGUGGUCACCUGCAUCAAGCAUCUUGCUUUCCUUCCAGAUGCCCCCUGGUGUGGCCACUGCAAAGCCCUGGCCCCUGAGUAUGCCAAAGCAGCUGGGAAGCUGAAGGCCGAAGGCUCCGAGAUCAGGCUGGCAAAGGUCGAUGCCACGGAGGAGUCUGAUCUGGCCCAGCAGUAUGGUGUCCGCGGCUACCCCACCAUCAAGUUCUUCAAGAACGGAGACACGGCUUCCCCCAGAGAGUACACAGCUGGCAGAGAGGCUGAUGACAUUGUGAACUGGCUGAAGAAGCGCACCGGCCCCGCAGCCACCAUGUUGCCAGACGGGGCUGCUGCAGAAACCUUGGUGGAGUCCAGUGAGGUGACAGUCAUCGGAUUCUUCAAGGACGUGGAGUCGGACUUUGCCAAGCAGUUCCUGCUGGCAGCAGAGGCCAUUGAUGACAUACCCUUUGGGAUCACAUCCAACAGUGAUGUUUUCUCCAAAUACCAGCUGGGCAAGGAUGGGGUCGUCCUCUUUAAGAAGUUUGAUGAAGGCCGGAACGACUUUGAGGGGGAGAUCACCAAGGAGAAGCUGCUGGACUUCAUCAAGCACAACCAGCUACCGCUGGUCAUCGAGUUCACCGAGCAGACGGCCCCGAAGAUCUUUGGGGGUGAAAUCAAGACUCACAUCCUGCUGUUCCUGCCAAAGAGCGUGUCUGACUAUGAGGGGAAACUGAGCAACUUCAAGAAAGCCGCCCAGAGCUUCAAGGGCAAGAUCCUGUUUAUAUUCAUCGACAGUGACCAUGCCGACAACCAGCGCAUCCUCGAGUUCUUCGGCCUCAAGAAGGAGGAGUGUCCCGCCGUGCGGCUCAUCACCCUGGAGGAGGAGAUGACCAAGUACAAGCCUGAGUCUGACGAGCUGACGGCUGAGAAAAUCACGGACUUCUGCCACCGCUUCCUGGAGGGCAAGAUCAAGCCUCACCUGAUGAGCCAGGAGCUGCCUGAGGACUGGGACAAGCAGCCUGUGAAAGUGCUCGUCGGGAAGAACUUUGAAGAGGUUGCCUUUGAUGAGAAAAGGAACGUGUUUGUGGAAUUCUAUGCCCCGUGGUGUGGUCACUGCAAGCAGUUGGCUCCCAUUUGGGAUAAGCUGGGAGAGACGUACAAGGACCAUGAAAAUAUUAUCAUCGCCAAGAUGGACGCAACAGCUAACGAGGUGGAGGCCGUCAAAGUGCACAGCUUCCCCACACUCAAGUUCUUCCCUGCCGGCCCGGACAAAACGGUCAUUGAUUACAACGGAGAGCGGACCCUAGAUGCUUUUAAGAAGUUCUUGGAGAGCGGUGGCCAGGACGGGGCAGGGGAUGGCGAUGAUCUGGAAGAUCUAGAGGAAGCAGAGGAGCCCGACUUGGAAGAAGAGGACACCCAGAAGGCUGUGAAAGACGAGCUGUGACGUGGAGACCAGCCCUGGCACCCCUGCCACGCCCUUCGGGGCCGCACCCCAGCAGCACAGCCUCCGGAGCCGCGUGCCCCCUGGGACAGGACG
This is a messenger RNA of Miniopterus natalensis, 1554 nucleotides long. The record is from RefSeq and is a predicted model, not a curated record. NCBI's taxonomy places the organism in Eukaryota, Metazoa, Chordata, Mammalia, Chiroptera, Miniopteridae.